This is a messenger RNA of Mobula hypostoma (lesser devil ray), 1894 nucleotides long. Its product is annotated as marginal zone B- and B1-cell-specific protein-like. Gene Ontology annotation, cellular component: endoplasmic reticulum chaperone complex; extracellular region. Lineage: Eukaryota; Metazoa; Chordata; Chondrichthyes; Myliobatiformes; Myliobatidae. The transcript is spliced from 4 exons. Gene Ontology annotation, biological process: regulation of B cell proliferation. Bases 111 to 728 code for a protein of 205 amino acids. The record is from RefSeq and is a predicted model, not a curated record.
GUUGAGAAUCGUUCCACGUAAGCAUCAGAAAUUUUUAGUAGCAGCUUUUGAUCCAGAUCAUUCAAUUACACUGAUUGAGUUCAUCACUGAUCACUAACAAAUUGGCUAUCAUGAAGAUUCUUGUUUUGGCAAUUCUACCCUUAUGCUUCUACAAUAUGGUCAUUGGAGUAAGUCAGAAGGCUAGCAAGAAAUCGUCUGAUUCUCAAAGUACAGGGCAUUUUGAAAAAUCGGGGACAUUUGAGAUGAAAUCACCAAAUCUAAAUGAUGAAGAGUUUCACUCCAGCCAUAUGCCUGAUCAUUUGAAAUGUGAUUCCUGCAGAGCUAUUUCUUAUCAGAUGCAGGAAUAUCUUUCCAAAAGGGAAUCGCAGAUCUCUGCAGUGAAAGAGGGGAAAGCAAUACUGAGUGAAUCUGAUUACACUGACACUUUGGAGAAGUGCUGCUCUCAAAGUUGGGAAAGGCAUGGUGUAAUAGACAUAGAUGGUGUUAAACGUCUGUCAGGCCCAGGCCUGGAAACAGAAGACUUUACAGGAGUGAUGAUGUUGAGUGGACCAUGGCCUGGAAGGUUGUUCAAAAUGUGCCAAGCUUACCUGGGAGAAUUUACUGAAGAGGAAAUUUACAAGGCAUAUAGAAAUGAUCCGGAUUAUUUAGAAGAUUUUCUCUGCAGUGGUGAAAAUGGAGCUUGCACCAAGCACACAAAAUUCCAAACACAGUUUAAAGAUGAAAUAUAAGCAUUGAUCUUAGUGAAAGUACAUAUUGGGUAUGGUGCUCAGCUGAUGAUAGGGAAAAGGUGAAGAAUACCAGUGAAGGUGACAGAAACAUACAAUGCUUCCAUUUAUUAAUGUGGUGAAACUGAAAAUGAUGAGUUGGGCACAAUUUACACCUAUCCAAUAUGCAUUCAUGUGAAAAGUCACAUAAUAAAUUCAUCCAUCCAAUAAAAUAUUAUUUAAAUAAAUGGUUAGUUCUGUUUCCAAAACAUCAUAUCACAUAAUAUCUUGCAUUCAAAUGUAAACCUAUUAUUUCUGAAAAUGAACAGUCUAUGUUUAAAAUCGGCACUUGAUUGUAUUGACCAAAAGUGGAUAAAGAUAAUUAUUUGCAUUAAAGUUAAAUUCAGAGUUAUCAGUUAUAAUGUCCUUAGUAUUUCCAUAUAUCAUGGGCAGAAACAACUUGAGACCAAUGUUUUAUUGGAAAUUGUUCCAAUAGAUGUUAAAGCUGCAGUUUUUUCUGUGUUCAAAAUGUUAACGCUGAGACCAAUGUGUAUUAACAUAUUUGUCUUAAUUUCAGACUUUGAAGUUAAAUUAUUUUAGAACAAGGUAUUUUAGCGAUAAUGACUUCAUUGUGUUGAACUGAAUUUGAGAUUUUCAUGGGAUUUGUUGCACCUGUGGGAAUUUCCAGGAGAUAUACACAGAACCAUAAAAAGUUGGAAAAGGACUAUGCUAUUCAGUCCCUCGAGCCUGCUCUGCCUUUCAAUAAAAUAAUACCUCAUCAAAUAUUUCCCAAAUCCACCUUUGUUGGUCUUACCCCAUAACACUUAAUUCUCCAACUGAUUAAAUGCCCCUCUCAGCCUUAAAUAUACAUAAGGGGUCUGCUUCCUCAGCCCUCUAUGUAAGGAGUGCCAAAGGCUCACAGGCCUAUGAGAAUAUCCUUAUUCUCUUAUAAUUCUCUUUAUUAAGUCAGUCUUGAAUGGAUCACCCUUAUCCUGUGACCAUACCCUCUGAUUCUCAGUUCUACAAUUGAAGGAAACAUUCUCUCAGCAUUUACCUUCAAGCCCAAAGCUACUCAUAGUACUCUAUACAUGGUCUUACUGUUAUCUUAUAUGGUUACAGCAAACUUACCUUCUUUUGUAUUCCACCUUUCUUAAAGUAGGGGCAACUUUCCACUAAGCUUCUCUACUACU